Molecule: messenger RNA, 3090 nt
Organism: Amoebophrya sp. A25
Lineage: Eukaryota; Dinophyceae; Syndiniales; Amoebophryaceae
Source: the annotation of a GenBank genome assembly
GUACUACAACUGCAAGAAGCGUCACCUCGAAGUCACCCUUCGAUAAACAAAAAAGUGUCGUUGCAACUGACUGUAAAACUACUUCUCCGUAGUCGUAUCCUCCCUAGGUGUUUUUGAGAGAACAAGAAGCUGCACUCAUAACGACCACAAAGAUUUCUAUUUCAACUGAUCUUCUGGAGCCAUGGCCCCUGAAAUCAAGGAGCCAGAAAUCUUCUAAUUCUAAUAUCUCAUCUUGAUGAAUAACUACUAGCUUGCUAGCAACAAGAUGGGUGAUUCUACUGAUUCGCGUUCUGGGCCUCCAGUGCCAAAGAAUCCGAACAAUCCAGACGGGGGUGGUGCUGGACACAGUGGAGGUAAUGGUAAGCGACCUGCUACCUCAGGAGGAGGAGAAGAUGCCGAUAAUAAAAACAAGCGUCGUCGUCCAAGUCCAAACAUGAUUCCGAUUCGAGGUUUACGACUCGACUCUGAUGAGAACCUGUAUGGCGAUGAUGGAGUAGCGGAAGGUGGACGGGAAGACGAAGACGAUCUUCCCUUUGGAUUUCCUCACGAGGAUAGUGAAGAACAAGAAGACGAGGCUGAGGGAGGACUACGAGAGGUGGAUGAAGAUAUUUUUGGUGGUGGACAGCUGCAGCACCAGCAGGUAGGGCCACAUCAAGAAGUAGCACAAGUAGGAGACAUUAGCAGGAGUGUUUUUAGACAACAACAAGUACAACAAGAAGAUCCGUUCGGUGAAGAUGAGGAUGUUGAAGAGAACGACGAAGAGUUACGACUUGCACUGGAAGAAAGCCGACGUAUGGCAGAGCAAGGCCUCGGACUACAAGGAGAAUUACAAGGUUGGCAAGCAGAAAAACAUCAACUUCAACACCAUGUCGUGGCACAACCACAAGCAGAAGCCCAUCAACAAGAGCAGGAGUAUCUUCAAGGUGACUACCGCCAAAACCAAAAUCAUGAUUUUCGACAGCAACAACAACACGGAGGAGAGCAAGAGGAAGAAGAGCAGGAGGACGAGGAAUUUUUGCGUAUCCUUGAGGAGAGUAAGAAAACAGAGGCAGAGGACCAAGCACGUCGCGAAAAGCAAAUGGCGGAGUACACAAAACAGGUGAAUGCCGUACAACAGGAAAGCCAUGAUUUGGAGUUAAGAGUGAGAGUUUUGACAUGACUUGCAAUCCCGUCUUCGUCACCGUCCUUUCGUCUGAGUGUAGAAAGAAGGAAAACUACCCCACUCCGUUUUUACUUACAAAAAAAUAUUGCCACGGCCCCGCCCUCUGAAGAUAGUGAAUCAUCUACGGUCGACCACAAAUACUGAUACUCGUGUUUAUUCAACUCUAACAAAAGAGGAAGAGCUACUCGUGUUUAAAUUAGUACCUAAAAGAACUGAACUCCUGAUACUGAAACUCCUGAUACUCGUGUUAAUAUUCAAAAAAAGAGCUUUAUUGUGAUAUUCAGUUGUAGCUCACUGAUUAUACUAUUAUAAACUGAACAAGAAUAUCAGUUAUAGCUCGUGAUAUUCAGUAGCUAAGUACGUUGUUAUUGAAAACUCGUAGUACAACUCGUGUAGUUUAUUAGUACGAGCUUCUACUCUAACAAAAGAGGAAGAGCGACAACGUGGAAAAACUGCAGAACGAGAGCAGAUGCGUAAUGGGGACACCUGGUUCGACGCACUGGUGGCUUUGUCUGACCAAGUCCUACUAGAAGAAGGGAACGAACGACUACUAGCCACUUGCCUGGAAGACGAGAAUGUGAGAUUGGCAGCCUAUGACUUCUUUCAGGUAUAAGUGCAAUUAUUCUUCAAAAAUUCUAGCACCAAAUCUACUGUUGUACUAACUAGUAUCUUCUCGUGCUAUCGUUGUAGUAAAAAGAUUCGGGCUAAAGUCCAGAGUGGUCUAGUGUCGUUUGGCUCUGCCACGACCUUCAUGAUCGUCAUCUCUAGCAAACGAAUACCACAACCAAAUAAUUUCUCUUUCCACUACAGCUUCGUCGCAAUGGAAUCAAGUGGUUUCAAGAGCCAUGCAGCCGAUAUUGCACUGAAGCACUACGAAGAAUCCAGGAACACCCACUUGAAAAGAUGACUAUAGAAGUUCUGACGAUGGAGAAGGGCAAAUUCGAGGAAGGCUUAUUCGAAAUACCGGGUCCAGACGCCGUAAGCGUAUUGCCACCUAUCCUACUGCCGUAUCAGACGGGCUGUGCUGGGAAUGUUAUGAUCUUGAAGUGCUCGUUAGUUGCAUCUUCUUCUUAUCCUGCGUAUGAUUCUACGUAGUAUAAUUUGAGAAGUCUAAUCGAGUCGAGGUCGGAAGAUGUUGAACAUGAAGUAGAAAUGCACAGAAGUUCAAGAUCAUUCGCGGAGUACGUAUGACUAGAAUAGAUGAUGACAAAGGGUAUUAUUGUAUGACUAGAAUAGAUGACGAGUAUGUAUGACUAGAAUAGAUGAUGAUGACAAAAUGACUCGCACUUUAAUCUGCGCAGCAGUAGCAGCAGUACAGCAGGUAUCCACGUGGCAGGUGCCAGCUCAAGCUCAAGCUCUACUGGAGUUGGGAUGCAUCAAGGCCCAACUACCAGUUCCUCUCACCUUCCUCCUGCUAGCGCGGCUACUGCUACUGGUAGAAGGCAGUCUUCAUCGGAGGACGAUGUCCAGGUAAUAAGUCCAGGUCGGGCUGCUGCAUCUAUUAUGAAGGAUCGUCUUUGCUUUUUGCUUUUUCACAUCUUCCCUGGAGCAGGAACUUAUCACUUAUCAUCUCGAUUCAGAUUACUGGUCCGAUGCUCGAGAUGAUAGAUGAUAUUAGAACUACAACUAAAUAUGAAGUAGAAGUAGACAGAGAAGAUGUGACGAAGCUUUCUCUAAGCCUUGCCCAGCGAAAGAGGAAGCUCCGGUUUUUGAUCUGUGCGAUAGUGACUAAAGAGUCGCGACGCACAAUGACCACGAUGUCAGAUUAGCAUCCGGCAUCAUCUACAGAUCCCGAAAUCUCUCACACCUUCAAAAACAUACAAUGAACAAUUGAGAAAGGAUUUUGUUUCCUUCUCUGAUGAUCAUCCCCGUCACAACUUUUACAUUCCCAACUAGAACUGCUCAUGAUCAUGUAGUUCUUGGCACGU